UGAUCAUUGAGUUUUUACUUCAAAACCAGGAAAGAUGAGUCUCACUGCUAAGGACAAGAACACAGUCAAGACAUUCUGGGGCAAGAUCUCCGGAAAGGCCGAGGAUAUCGGCUGCGAUGCUCUGUCCAGGAUGCUGGUUGUGUACCCGCAGACAAAGACCUACUUCUCCCACUGGAAGGACCUGAGCCCCGGCUCUGCCCCGGUGAGGAAGCACGGAAAGACUGUGAUGACGGGAAUCGGUGAAGCCGUGGGCAAAAUCGACGACUUGGUUGGAGGUCUCAUCACCCUCAGCGAGCUGCACGCCUUCCAGCUGCGUGUGGACCCUGCUAACUUCAAGAUCCUCUCCCACAACAUCCUGGUGGUUCUGGCCGGCAUGUUCCCCAAUGACUUCACCCCAGAGGUUCAUGUGUCUAUGGACAAGUUCCUGUCUGCCCUGGCUCUGGCUCUGUCUGAGAAAUACAGAUAAAUUGCAAACAACAGAAGACACACGGCA
Myripristis murdjan (pinecone soldierfish) is the source of this 493-nucleotide messenger RNA. RefSeq names its product hemoglobin embryonic subunit alpha-like. Lineage: Eukaryota; Metazoa; Chordata; Actinopteri; Holocentriformes; Holocentridae. The record is from RefSeq and is a predicted model, not a curated record. Gene Ontology annotation, biological process: oxygen transport; hydrogen peroxide catabolic process. The coding region runs from base 35 to 466 and encodes 143 amino acids. Gene Ontology annotation, cellular component: blood microparticle; haptoglobin-hemoglobin complex; hemoglobin complex. The transcript is spliced from 3 exons. Gene Ontology annotation, molecular function: haptoglobin binding; heme binding; iron ion binding.